Messenger RNA from Diaporthe batatas, 1044 nucleotides. RefSeq lists its product as uncharacterized. The record is from RefSeq and is a predicted model, not a curated record. NCBI's taxonomy places the organism in Eukaryota, Fungi, Ascomycota, Sordariomycetes, Diaporthales, Diaporthaceae. The transcript has 3 exons. Gene Ontology annotation, cellular component: cytoplasm. Bases 97 to 1044 code for a protein of 315 amino acids.
CUGACCCUGAACGUCUGGCCCUGCUCGACCACGCCUACGAGUUGGGAUGCACCUUUUGGGACUCGAGUGACUUCUACGUACGUGUCCGAUGCAUACAUGCAAACCUUCCACUCGAACAGAGUAACUCUGAUGGACUUGCAGGGUGACUCCGAGGUCAUCAUCGGCAAGUGGCUGGCACUGAACCCAGAGAAGCGCAAGGACGUCUUUAUCGCCACCAAAUUUGGCGGCGUUCGACUACCGGACGGAUUUGGAUUCCGUGGCGACGCUGAGUAUGUGCCUAUUGCCUGUGAGCAGAGCUUGAAAAGGCUCGGGGUCGAGACUAUCGACCUCUGGUAUCCUCACCGUCUUGAUGGAUCAACCCCGGUCGAGCACAUCAUUGCUGAGAUGGUCAAAUUGAAGAACCAAGGCAAGAUCCGCCACAUCGGCCUCUCAGAGGUGUCAUCCGCAACCCUUCGGCGUGCCCAUGCCGUCCACCCUAUCUCAUGCAUGCAGAUGGAGUACAGUGCCUUCAGCACCGAGAUCGAGUCCCCGGAGCACCAACUCCUCGCGACGUGCAGGGAGCUCGGCGUGGCUGUCGUCGCGUACUCCCCGUUGUCCCGCGGCCUGCUUGGUGGUGGCCUCCAGGGCCCCGAUGACUUUGAGGAUGGCGACAUCCGCCGCUUCUACCCCCGAUACUCCAGUGAGAACUUCCCCAAGAAUAUGGAGCUUGUCAAGGGCUUCAAGGACGUUGCUACCGCGAAGGGCGUGACUGUUGGCCAGGCUGCCCUUGCGUGGCUUCUGGCUCAGGGGGGUGAUAUUUUCCCCAUCCCAGGCACGAUCACACCAAAAUACCUAAAAGAGAACUUCGAAGCGGUGUACGUGCAUCUUACACCUGAUGAGUCGCAGCGCCUCCGCGACCUGGUGGACAAGGCGUCCGUGUUUGGCGAAAGGUACCCGGCGGAGCAUGGCGGUGGUCUGUUCGCCGACACACCACUUCCCGAGGAAUGGGAUGGGCAGAAAAGGGAUGUGACUGUCAUUGGCCAAGUUAUUCCUCCCAAGCAAUGA